AUGCUUGAUCUAGAUAGCUGGGUGGAUGAAUUUCAUGCCGGAAAUGAACAGAAAGCGGUGAAUCAAGACACCUGUAACGCCGCUGCGGGAUCUUCACCCUCUCCGUUGAGUGUUGAUGUCAUCACGUUGGCAUAUCGUCUGCGUACACCCUGCUGUGUCCGACACACCUUACCGUCCGAUUGUCCGGUGGGGUGCGUGGCGUCACCAUGGUGUCUCGCUGGACUCAGCACCUUGUCAACAAAUAACACUACACUACAAGAUUUUGUAGCGGACCUUUUGGGUGAUGAUACGUCCCUUGCAUCGUCGCAUCAACCGCAGCUGCAACGGGGUGAACAUGGGCCAAAUGACGGUGAUUCUCCUGCAGACACCUCCUCAGUAGACGUCUACAAAUACCCUAUUCGGAGAGGCAUACGUGACUUGGGUAACACCUGUUAUUUGAACGCUGUGCUGCAGAUGCUCUUCCACAUCCCUGCAGUACGGGAUGAAGUGUUACGGGCGUCUGCUUCGUUCCCUGUCGCUGCCCACAACUCUGCAAAGAAGAUUACGCCCCUUCUGGCAUCAGGCUUAGGUGAGUUGUUCGCUGAGAUGGCGUACAGUCGCGAUGAGAGAGGUGUGGAUGCCGAACGCUUUGCGACUUUCCUUUCCAUCGAUAAGGGGAUCCAGCAGGAUGCCCAAGAGUUCUUCGUGUUACUAAUUAACUGGCUUCAGCGAGAGGUAGGAGAUGCUGUAAGACACGUCUUUGAGGGCACCAUUUUGCAUGAUCGAGAGUGCAGCAAGUGUGGUCGAUCGUGUAAGCGAGCCGAGCCCUUCUCCUUCCUUUCGCUCCCGGUGAGGCAGAGCAUCGAGGAGUCGCUGGAGGAGUUACUCCGCGUCCAUGAAGUGCAAGGUUUUAAAUGCGAGGAAUGUGGUGCUGUAACGAGUGCAUUUUCGCGUCUGCAUAUUCGAACGUUACCUGACGUUCUUGUGGUUCAUUUUAACCGGUUUAGUUUCAGUCUGCAGGAGAAGAGGCGGGAAAAAAUAACACGAUCAGUUAGUUUUCCGAUUGAGUGGGAUCUUACACCGUACAAAGAUAGGUGGAGGCAAGUGCAAAAGCAAACGGCGAGUAAUAAUAGUGGUGUCGCCGAUUCUGUAGUAGAAGCCCGUUCGAACGCUGCACAGCUUUACAGGCUUGUCGGCGUUGUCAACCAUCACGGUGAGGCUGCAGUGUGUGGACACUACACCUACCACGGGAAAAUGGACGGCCACGGUGGAUGGUAUCAAUUUGAUAAUGCAGUAGUGACGAGGCUACAGCGCUUUCAUGGGACGCGGGCUUCGUCCAAAGAGGCCUAUAUGUUAGUGUACGAACGGCAUGCGCAUCCAACAAACAACCCAUUGACUUCUGCUGAAGAAGACGUUGAGAGGGCGGGGUCACUGGACACAACUAUCAUCUUGCCCCCUCAUCUGCAAAAUCAUAUCGAACGCCUAAAUCACGAAGUGGAGAAGGUCCGACAGGCUAGGCAGUUGCAGCGGUCGGUUGUGAUGAAUUUCCUGAAGCAGUGGAAAGAUGUGGCCGAUGAUAUCUUUUACCGCAGCGCGCGACGUAAGGGUCAUCCAAUAGCCGUUAUGGAGGAGUGUGAAGAUCUUACACAGUACGUAGCAUUUCCCACUCGAUGGAUGAAGCUCUUCGGUCGCUGUUUCAUUCCCUCUUAUAUUGAUACAAAUCGUUAUUGUAGUUUCGAGAGAGGAAUGAAGCGCCAUCGCCGGAACUCGAGCAAAUCGGCGGUUGAAUUAAGUAAUGAGUUGCCGGCGGCUGGUAGCGAUAGCAAAGAAGUUGAAGACAAUGCACCACUGGUGGCCGCGGAGAUGGUUCUUGACACCACAAAAGGAGCGAUGCCAGGGGACUGCGUUCUGAUCAAGAGCAUUUAUAAGUCUACACUAACAGACUACUUGGAGGACGUGCGUUGCCCUCACGGAAAAUUAGCACCAUGGGGUCAGUACAAACUUCUGUCAGGAGCUUCGGCCAGGAGAUUGAAUAGUUUUCUCAACAGCGUACCCUCGUUGCUCACUUCUCUAACUACUGUUGGUGAGUUUACUCCCUUCAAGGGGUGGAAACUUAGUGAGUACAUUUGCGAGGAAUGCGUCAAACGCAUGUCGAAGGAGGUCCAGCGGAUAAAGACGUCAUGGAAUGAGGACAUGGAGAUUCAGACCGCUGUCACCCCUACGUCCAAGUUUGCUGAACGUGAAGACGCCGACGAGUUGGUAUACGUGAGUGUGGAAGCGGUGGAACACUGGGAACAGAUGCUAAAGGUGACUGAAAAGUAUCGGUACAUUGUGAAGCAACAGGGAUUCACGGGUCUUGUAGUUGCGAUGAAAGCAAGAAGCGAGGAUGUGGACACCGAAGUGAUACCACUGCCGUCUCCGUCGAAGCUUCUGUGUGAACACCAACUUCUUUCCUCAGUUGCGGCAGUUCGCGAGGUUCCAGCAUCUGUUUGGCAUCUCCUCAAGAAGCGUAUCUUGCAACUGUUCUAUGGUGACAGUGUCAGCGUCAAGCAUACCCUCACCCCUUCAGUGAAGGCACAUAUGGAAAUGUUACUUCCCUACCUCCCUGUCAGUCGCACAGGCAAGUGCCUGGAAUGCAUUCAAAACAAAAUGAGGAUGAUGAUGGAGCGCCACAGUGCUAAGAUGGAAAAGUUAAACGAAGGAAAGCGUUUUUCUACGCUUGUAGAGGCUAGUCGGGUGAUGGCACUUCCUUCUGUGGAGGUUCGUAUUCGACAUCCCAACACGCUCGUGUGGAAACGAGAUAUUAAGCGCUCGUAUCGUCGCUGUUACCGCACGUGGGAAAGGGAGCAAGAGGACAAGAUCACGGCAGUUGAAGCUCGAAUUAAGAGUCUGAAGGAGGUGGGGGGACAACGGGAGAAAAAACAGAGGACCCUCCCCACGCCGCCUGUAAGGUGCGACAGAAAGCAGUCACAAGAACCGUCGGACAGUCAACAAGUCUGUGAAGUGACCUGUGAAAACUCCCAAUCUAUCCCUGAUGUUAUGGAAGUUCCCUCACCUUUGCAAUCGGCCUGUGACGAACUCGCUGCACUCCGUGCAGCGACACCCCCAGAUGUUUCCGCUGUGUAUGGUUGUAUCCCAACAUGGUGGGUAGCGCGGUGGUACAAAUGGUAUACAAAUGAUGCCGAUACGGGUGUUGGCCCACCACCUUGUGUCGACUAUUCUGCGUUUUUUUGCCAACACGGAGGCACGGUGCUGCCACCGAGUUCACUCAACCCCACAGACGCCCAUUGGAGCAAAACAUUUACCCUUGGCCCUAUUAUACGGGCAUGGAAAAGUUGGCUGAAGGAUCCAUCGGCGCUUGAUGUCGUUGAAGAGAGUGGGUCGGUCCACUUCCCUCCAAUCGUGCUAGUACCGCUAAAGGAGAUGAUUGCCGUGCUCGAAAGGUAUGGGGGCGAGGGACAGCUACUACCGGAGGUAACUGACUCAAAGGAUCUUGUCACCCGCUUGAACAAUGGCAGAGUUGUGUUGUUUGUGGAGCGAAGGGGGGAGCGCAUGCUUGACCCGCCGACAUGUGAGAUCUGCUCGACUGCUGUACUUGACGGGGUUACAGAGUUGUCUCGGGGCUUCAUAGAUGGCAGUUUACGGUUGCGUCUCCACCUUCGCCGCAGUAAGAGACAACACUACGAUGCUAAUGAUGUGCUCUCUGGUGUUAGUUACAACAUGACUGUGGGCAAACUGAAGGUUGAAAUUUCUCAGCGAGUGCUUGAAUAUCACGGCUACAUCCUACCUGUGAAUGACAUGAAAUUGCUCCUCGGGCGAAAGCCGCUUGGACCCAAUAGGAUCUGCAAGGAGAACACAUGUGCAAACAGCGAUGGAAAUGCUCCUGAUGGCGCAGCUUCCCCUUCUGUAGCAUCCGACGAUCGCAAUGAGGAGUCGACAACGGGAGCACUCUCCACGGUUGAUGUGGACACAUGUACGUUGUUUGAGUGCGGCCUUCGUGAUGGCGAUGAAGUAACAGUUGACGCCUCGAACACACCUUUAGAAAAGGUGCUAGUAAAUGACAGCCUCUGUAUUCGAGUGCCGGGGGCUCCAACAUCCUCCUCAGAAACGCCAACUGCAGAAGACGUUGCGGCAUUCGGAGCGACUCGACUGUACGGAGUGCUGGAUAACGUACAAAACGGGCGCGAGAGGAAGGCUCCAGGGCAGAAGGCAUGUGCAGUUUGCACUUACCUGAACGUUCGCGAAGCGGAGCGCUGUGAAAUGUGUGAAGCGGCACUGUAG
Molecule: messenger RNA, 4260 nt
Organism: Trypanosoma brucei brucei TREU927
Lineage: Eukaryota; Euglenozoa; Kinetoplastea; Trypanosomatida; Trypanosomatidae
Product: ubiquitin carboxyl-terminal hydrolase, putative
Exons: 1
Coding region: 1-4260 (1419 amino acids)
Biological process (GO): protein deubiquitination
Cellular component (GO): nucleus; cytosol
Molecular function (GO): cysteine-type endopeptidase activity; cysteine-type deubiquitinase activity
Source: RefSeq, a predicted model, not a curated record